GUCAGAGUCCACAGUCCUAACUCGGCCUCGGGCUGCGAUAGAUCGUAUCUCUUACGCGGCUCUUCCCGAUACCGCCGCGGUAACCAUCAAUCAUUCAAGUUCUCGCAGUCGGAGUUUUCGCGCGAGAGAACACGACCGCGCAAUCGACUUUCUUCCUCUCCUUCUGCGACGAACCCGAUCACGGCCGAUCUCGCGAGUGAUCGAACGACCUUCGAGCAUAAUACAGCGUGAAAAGAAAUUCUCCCGCGGAUGAUCAUCACCCUCGGUAAAUCUACAUCGUCUAUCUAUUCUAAGGAAAAUUCUUCUUUUCUCUCGUCGCUGUUUCGAUUUCUCCGCCGAUUGUCGAUCGCGCGGAAGUGAACGCGGAGGGCGGAUUACCGCGAUCGCGUUCGCAAGAGAAAACACACACCGGGAUAUUGUUACGGGAGAUGCCCUCGAAAUCACGGUGUUGCCGAGAUCACGUCUGAUCAAUCGAGUUAUAAAUCAGAUCGAAAGAUGCGGGCAGCACCGCCUUUGCUGUCGUUCCUGCUGAUUCUUCUCCAUCACUCGGGAUGGACCCACGGAUUGUGCCACCUGACCAAGGCGGACAGCGACGUCUUGUACAAGGACGCGCAAUGCGAUCAGCUGAAGGAUUUCGAGAAGAUCGAGACGUACGACCGGAUCGUAAGCCUGAAGGCUCCGGGCGCACAGGACGUGUUAGUCCCGGACUUCUUCAGCAACCUGACCGAUCUUAAACACCUCGAUCUGUCCGGCGGCGAUCUACGAACGAUCAGAUCCGGAAGUUUUCGAGGAUUGAGUAACCUCAGAAGUCUCAAUCUCACCGAUAACCGCAUCGAGUACUUGGAACUUGGCUCGGUCGAGGGUUUGACUCAUUUACGUAGUCUGAAACUGCGGAAGAACGCUAUCCGGCAACUGCCAGCCGCGUUAGCGCGCUUGAAGAACCUCAAACAUCUGGAUAUUCACGACAAUCCGCUCGAGUGUAACUGCGCCACUCUGAACGUGCGAGAUCUUCUGAUCAGAAAAAAAAACGUGUCGUUCAAGAACGUCUUGUGCGCGAAUCCCGCCCACAUGAAGGACACGUUGAUAACAACGUGGAACGCGACGGUCAUCUGCAAUUUUGAGAGGCAGGAUCGGGAGAUGCAGAACGAUCAGCCGGAAGGGUCCGGGACGGAUCCGGGAUUCGACGAUAUACCGGAUGAUCUGAGCGAAGAAGAGGACGAAGACGACGAAUACAAGGAGGUCAGCAACAGCUUGCCGGAGAAGCCGAAAGAGCUCGAAAUCGAAACGCCUUUUCCAACAUCGGUGGAAACCACGUCGGCAUCUCCCGUAAUCGUGUCUACUGCCUCGACGAAAGAGACGAGCGUUUCCACAGAGGAGACUACCGACACAACGGUGAAUUCCUUGCAGAGUACCGGCGACGACGGAGAGAUCUUCUUCGACAACGAGGACAAGAAGGAACAAGCGACCACGACCGAGAUGUCGCAAAACAAAAUCAAGGACAGCCUGUUUUAUCCGUCGGAGGGCUCUGCCGACGGGGACGAAGGUUCCGGCGAAGGAUCGGGAAUCUGGAGACUUGGAGACGACGAGGAGAAGACUGUGAAGGAGAGCACAAGUGGCGAUUCGCUGGAAACUAGUUUCUUGGAUUUAAUUUUCGGCAAUUGGGGUGGCACAAGUACUCCGAUUCCAUCGGAGACCAAGGAUCCGGAUCUUGAAGAAGAACAGUUUAUAAACGUGUCGUCCACCACCGAGGAAACGAUUGCCGAAUCCUCCAGUAGAGUCACCACCGAUGCGACGACAUCUAUCUCGAUCACCAACGGCGUGGAAGUGUUGCAAUCCGGCUCGGGCGACAAGUCCAGAUCGGGCAACGUCAAGGCCGAGGUGAAUAGUCUGAACGACGAGAACGCCGCGGUGUCCACGUCCAAACAGUCCAAGAAAGGUAUGGGCUCGUACAUCGUCUUGGCGAUUCUGCUGGCGGUUGUGGCGGCGCUGAUCGGCAUCGCCGCUUACAGGGGUGACAUAUGCCGGAAGAAGAGGAAACGCAGCGACGUGGAAAACGGAACCGAGCUGAAGGACAUGCAGAAGUCUCUACUUCCGGACGGGAAUUCGACGCAGCCCAAGAUCGCUUCCAACGGUAACGCCGAGAGCAUUCCUCUUGUAGACGGUGCUCCCGACGGCGACGAUGCGAAGAUCGACAAGAUCCGGAGCAACGAUCGUCAAACGCAAGAUGCGCCGCAGCAAUCUGUCAACGGCACCGCCGAUCAUUCGGAUCCCGUGAAGCCACCCAGAAAACAGAUCGCUUCGCAAGACGAAAGCGUGGUUAACCGUCCACGCGUUCUGGAUAUAAAUUCCUUGAGGGAGAAUUUUCUGGCGGACAUGACGAGCCCUACUCACCCUUCCGAGUCAUCGAUAGCGACGAACAACGAGCCGAACGGUCCGCCCCUCAGUCCAGGUGCUCAGAGAGUGAAGAUCACCUUGCAAGAAAAUCCUGACAGUGUGCCAAAGACGCCGAUACUCAUCACGCGAACGAUAGCCGGUGAGAAUCUAGUCAAGACGUCAUGAGGGCACUGAGGAGGAAUCACAACGUGAGAUAACGAACAUCGAUCGACUGACUUUAUAUGUUCGUUCGUCGAAUAAAAAUCGAAUAUUUGCGAGAAGAAAAAGAAAGAGAGAGAGAGAGAGAGAGAAACAAAGAGAGAGAUAAACAUUAAAGAACGCAUAAUAAUUUGUAAGAAAAACGUAAGAUGUGUAAACGUUAUUAUUGAGCGUUCGCAUAUUAAUGAUGUGACGAGAGAGACACCAAUUGUUUUCGGCAAAAAACUGAAGAAAAACGUAUGUCGACAUUAGACGACAGUAUAUAUUGGUGUAACACACCUCGGGUCGCUUUGUUGAACAAUCGAAUCCACGAAAUGCUAUGUGUAUAUAUUUGCUAACUCUACGCUGCGUGGGAUGUUUUUGACGAUAUCGCGCGCUUUUUUCGUGUGAACGUCAUCGCGUUUCGUAACAUUUCUCCGUUCAGUGUUUCACAUUUCGGCAAUAAAAAUUCAACUUUAAAUUGCAAAUAUUUCAGCAAAAUCAUCAAUUUUUGUAUUUUUUUUCUUUUUAAAGAAAUAAAUUACAAAAUAUAUUUUUUUAAUUUGAUUUUAAUUUCCGAUGUGAUAAAAUUUUGUCGACUCUUAUGCUACAUUGAAGCGAGAUUUUGCGUCGAUUUCCUUCACGAGAUUGAAAACGAGAAGAAACAGCGCGCGAUACUCGCUGGAACAUCCUGUGCGCGUUAAAAAUUCCGCGAGUGUGGAGGGUAAUACACUAUACGUACGCGUUCGAGAUUAACACUAUAGCACACUAGUCAGUCUUCCUAACGGAUCUCGCACGUCCUGCGAGCGCCAUGGACGAGAAGAGGAUCUCGGGGGGAAUUCUGUAUCUCUGACGUUCGCGCGUGAUGAUCGCAUUGCGAGGGAUCCUCGAAAUUAUAGAUUUCAGGAUCAACGAUGACGGUAUACGAGACAAGAUAGUUAAUAAAACUUUAAGAGGGAGCACACAUUCCACAUUUGAUUCUGCCAUAUAAUUUUCCGUUUUCCUUUUCUACGAAAAACCUGUGCGCGAGGAGAGAUUUUACCUAUUACGCAUAUCUUUACGGCCUUACGCCGUCCUUCUUUUCAAACUGUUUGCCAACGCGCGCGUAUCUUGUAGUUUUAGCGCGACGCGCGCUUUAGGUUUACAUACAUACGUCGCCGCCGUCUAUUAUUGCGUUCAGACUCAAAGAAUUUGUAAUUCAAUGAGAAGUUUGCCACUUAUGGAUAACGACCUUUAUUUUGAUUUGUUAUGCAAAGUUAUACACAUCGGGCGAGAGCGAACGAUUUGACACGAAACGUGUCGUUCACGACAUCACGAAAAAUUAAUACGUAAAAAAAUUAUUCUGUGUUAUCAUGUUAUUCCCCUUAUCUGGAGCGAGCGCGAUCCUCUCCGAUAAUGCGUUCGUCGUUAGGUGCGCCGAAGCAACACCGACUCGAAUUUGUCUUUUCUUGCGCGUUAAACACAUUUAUUCGCGUUGUGUUAACAAGACGGCGCGGAUCAAUGUGCGAGAUUUUACGUCGAAAGAAGAGAGACGAGCACUCCUCGUGCAUAUGCGUACCGAGGCAACAACGAACGUUUGAUCAUCGCGUUGAUUAUCAGUCGACACGUCAUUACAUGCCGGAGUAUGUGCGCGGAGUGACAAGGCGCCGCGUUAUCAUAUAAUCGACUACUAUACCGCGUUACGAUUUCUUUUUAAGCCAAAUGUGUACGGAUGUUGUAUGCAACAUACAUAUAUAUAUAUAUAUAUAUAUAUAUAUAUGUAUGAUUUUAAUUUUAAGAUAAGCGCGCGCAAUCCCGUUAGAUGUAUCGAUCUUGCGUCACGACGGCGCGCGUCGUCGGUUUGAGGAAAAGGCGACGAAAUAAACAAGCGGUUAAGAUUGAAAGACUUUAUUUAUAUGUUCAGUCUUUGAUCAAUAAAAGAGUGUUAUUUUUUGUUGA
Messenger RNA from Pseudomyrmex gracilis, 4509 nucleotides. RefSeq lists its product as uncharacterized. The coding region runs from base 496 to 2559 and encodes 687 amino acids. NCBI's taxonomy places the organism in Eukaryota, Metazoa, Arthropoda, Insecta, Hymenoptera, Formicidae. The record is from RefSeq and is a predicted model, not a curated record. Gene Ontology annotation, cellular component: extracellular matrix; plasma membrane. Gene Ontology annotation, molecular function: protein binding. The transcript has 3 exons.